UUCACUGCCUCUAUUGGUGAUCUCACUUCAUCUUCUCAACGUCAGCAACUCAUUGACACUGUUUCUUCCAUCUUCAAUGGAACCCUUAACAUCCUUGUCAACAACGCAGGGACUGUAAUAUUGAAAGAAGCAAUAGAGUACACAACUGAGGACUACAAUUACAUGAUGAGCACAAAUUUUGAGGCCCUUUAUCAUCUUUCCCAAAUUUCUCAUCCAAUUUUGAAGGCUUCUAGCUAUGUAAGUAUCGUGUUUGUGUCGUCCAUUGCAGGAGUUACUGCUUUACCAAAAAUUUCAAUCUAUGCAGCAACUAAAGGGGCAAUUAAACAAAUAACAAAGAACUUGGUGUGUGAAUGGGCAAAGGAUAAUAUUCGUAUCAACACGGUGGCAUCGUGGAGGGUUAGGACAAUAAUAUCUAAACAGGAUGCGACGAUUUUGGAGGAAUAUGAGCGGUUGAUUGAGCGGACACCGACGAGGCGAAUUGGUGAGCCAGAGGAGAUAUCGUCGAUGGUGGCAUUUUUAUGUCUUCCAAUGGCUUCAUAUAUCGAUGGGCAGAUCAUUUGUGUGGACGGUGGCUUCACUGCCGAUGGGUGGUAA
Messenger RNA from Cucumis melo (muskmelon), 594 nucleotides. Its product is annotated as tropinone reductase homolog. The annotation marks the transcript as partial. Lineage: Eukaryota; Viridiplantae; Streptophyta; Magnoliopsida; Cucurbitales; Cucurbitaceae. Gene Ontology annotation, molecular function: oxidoreductase activity. The transcript is spliced from 3 exons. The record is from RefSeq and is a predicted model, not a curated record.